Messenger RNA from Cannabis sativa, 1082 nucleotides. RefSeq lists its product as uncharacterized. The record is from RefSeq and is a predicted model, not a curated record. Gene Ontology annotation, molecular function: cysteine-type peptidase activity. Gene Ontology annotation, biological process: proteolysis. Lineage: Eukaryota; Viridiplantae; Streptophyta; Magnoliopsida; Rosales; Cannabaceae. The transcript has 3 exons. The coding region runs from base 60 to 794 and encodes 244 amino acids.
GGCUAGGUGUUGAUUAUGUUGAGGAUAAAACUUGGUUUUACCAUUUGGCCACAUGCGACAUGUUUAUGAACGACUCGCAUAUGAACACCAUAUUCUAUUACCUUCGGAAAAAAGGUAAGUAUUCUUCCGCUGUGACGUUGAAUUUCGCAACUACUGAUUGUCUUUUUGAUGAUUCCAUCCAAGCAUUGUACCACAAAUUUAACAAGGCCAAGUCAAUGAAGACUAAGAUGUCACACAUUCACGCUGCCCACCCAAUUGCGCAUUACAUCCGAGGUAUGCGCAUUCCCUGUUCCAAGCCUUGGUAUGAAGCCGAUCACGUGCUUUUCAUCAUCAAUUUAAGAAGGGAAAGUCAUUGGGUUUUUGGGCGUCUUGACGUGAACGAAGGGACGUUGUUUCUGUACAAUUCUUUGAGAACCGCGAAGAUGAAUGCCGCAGCUAGGAAUGCGAUGAAGGCUUAUUCCGUGUUGCUGCCUUUGUUUUUCGAUUUACUUGGGUUCUGGAAGAAUAGAGCACAAGCUCCUGCCUCAGUUUCUGACCCUACAGCUCCAUUCAGAAUCGUGGAGCUUAGUGGUCUUGCGUCUCAGCAGAAGAAUGAUUGUGGAGCAUAUGUUGCUGCCUUUGCUGAAUUCUUUAUACACGGAAAGGAUGUCCCUGCAGACUUUGACAUCGAAGUUUAUCGAACCCGACUUGCUUCACUUUUCUACUCGUACGGACAAAGGAAAAUUGACGAAAGUAUUGACAGCGAGGAUGAGAAGCAAACCAAGUCUUCUAAGGCAUCUAAAUUGAAGAAAUAGGAUCUUUUAAUUUGGUGGCUCUAUUCUGUUAUUUGUUGAAUCUAUUUACUUGACAAGUUUUAGUGUUGUUGUUUCAAUGUAGGUAUUAUAUUUGAUUUUAUACUAUGUAGCUGGUUUAAAACUUUUAGGAUAUUUGACAUUCACUCCUUAUAAUAUCUUUAUUGUAUAGGUUUGUAUUUCCCAAAGUUGUUUGUUUUUUUUAAUUGUUCAAGUUCUUAUAUACGGUCGCACAACUAUAGAGAAACUAUUAACCAACUAAAUACAAACUAUGUUUUCAUUUUUCCUAAA